Messenger RNA from Colletotrichum destructivum, 250 nucleotides. RefSeq lists its product as uncharacterized. The transcript has a single exon. NCBI's taxonomy places the organism in Eukaryota, Fungi, Ascomycota, Sordariomycetes, Glomerellales, Glomerellaceae. The record is from RefSeq and is a predicted model, not a curated record. The coding region runs from base 22 to 198 and encodes 58 amino acids.
GUAAAAGCCUGAGACGAGCGCAUGGAGCAUGUUGCCCUCCAUCUUGAGCGUGCUGCUGAUGGCAGGGAGCCUACGGUGCAGUUUGGUGGAGAAAACGAUCCUUCAUUGACGGAUUGGGCGUCAAGCCUUGCUGUUGGUGUCAUUAAGUGGUCAUGGGUGACUGGCAAGUGGGAUCUUGUCAACCCACUCAAGCCCUGAUCUUUUUGUUCCAAGUGCCGAUUACCAUGGCUGAAAACUGAAUACAAGGCAU